AUGAUUCGCGAACCUAGUCAUCAUACCUGUAUACAAUCUUCGUCAAAAAAGGUCGUUCUUGAGGAAGCAAUAUCUCGUAUGAAAAAAAGAGCAGGUGAAGAAACUUUGCCAAUCUCCCAAAUAUACUCACAAGAAAUAAUAAAAGUUCCUGUCAAUAAUCCUGAUAUGAACACUGGUACAUUUUUUCCAAUGUUGGAUAGCAUUGAUUCAAGUUUAUAUCGUAAACGUGCUAAAAACUAUCCGAAAAUACCGACAACUAUAAAUGAACUUAUAAUUCCAGAUGGUUGGAAGCCUGGUUCUCAUGGUGAACCUUUCCUGUUGGUCGAUGAAAUUUCUGAAGAAAAACGAAAAGGUAGCCAAUGGUUCUUAUGUGCAAUUGGUUUGGCUCUCAUUCCGGUGCAUCUAGUGGAGAAAACAUGGGCAGAAGCCAUGGAUGAACACACACCCAACCAUCGUUCAAGUGUCAAAUUCAAUGAUUAUAUAGUUUCUACCUAUGUCGAUCGUACUUCAUGUCGUUAUCCUGUUACCUUAUGGAAUGUUAAUGAUGCUCUUAAUAGUAAUAUACCAAGAACAAAUAACCAUGUUGAGGGUUACAACAGUAGACUCGGUUCCUUGUUUCCUGUUCAUCCUCAUAUUUAUAAAUUUAUCGAACUUUUACGCGAUGAACAUUUGUUUCAACAUCACCAUGCUGAGCAAUCAAGAACGUAUCUACCUAGGCGUCAAAAACCAAGUCAAGAUACUAAUGCUCAACUUAUUGAUCUACUCAAUAAACAUAGUAAUCGUGAACUUACAGACUUAGAAUUAGCGCUUCAGUGUGGCAAAGCAGUCAAAGCUAAACUAGUAAAAAAUUAA
Molecule: messenger RNA, 852 nt
Organism: Rotaria socialis
Lineage: Eukaryota; Metazoa; Rotifera; Eurotatoria; Philodinida; Philodinidae
Source: the annotation of a GenBank genome assembly